AUGGUUGGCCACGAGAGUGAAUCCAAAAGAUCGAGAGUUAGGAGGGCUUGCACAUACUGCAGGUUUCGGAGAAUCAAAUGUGAUGGCGAACAACCUUGUUUUCACUGCAGACGUCGUACUCAGCUUUGCGAAUACUCUACUGAAAUAGGAAGCAGCUUACCGAGAAAAAGCCCCUUAGAUCACAACGUUGACCGCCGAAAACCAACCCAGGAUGAUUAUAUUCGUUAUUUGGAGAACAGGAUCCAAAAUCUCGAGAAUAGCUUAAUGAAUAAACUCCCAACAAAUGCACAAAGUAGUAAUAAAACGAUUGAGAGCAACAUUUUGUCAUUGGAUGGAAGGAGAACCGGAAGAGUCACAAGACACGAUGCAAUUCUAGCUAACAAGUUAGGAAAGUCUCUUUUCUUCGAAUUACAUCCCAGCGAACGUGAAGGCCUUUCCAUUCCUCGCCUACAAUUUUAUGGAUGGAACAUGUCAGGAGGCCACUAUCUUAAUCAAAUGCCACUUGCAGUGCAGCCGCUCAUCUUGAAUCCUAGUAAACAAUCAGAUCUCUGUGCCUGGCUAUUAGACUUUUUCUUCCAUAAGGUAAAUCCCCUAUUUUGCAUGAUUCACGAGCCUGUAUUUAUGGACCAAUACCAUAAGUAUGUUAAUGAUCUGAUAAUGGCAGCAGACACAAAAGCUGCCAAGCUAUUCAAUGCAAUCCUCUAUUUGAUAUUUGCAAUAGCCAUCAGAUUUUCGGAAAAUCAUCCAGAAAGACCAAAUAGGAUUUCAAUAGAACUCAAACCUGGAAUGGAGGAAGAUUUGUUUCACUCAGCAUAUGAAACCGUGUCAAAAUUAAGUUUUGAGUGGCAGUCCCUUGAAUUAAUUCAAUCGUGGGUUUUGAUAACAUUCUAUUUAAGAGCAGCGCACCGUCAAACUUCAUCAUAUACUUCAUUGGGAUCUGCUAUUAGAAUGUGUAAAGGAAUGUUGCUCAACAUUGAGAUAAACACCAAGGCAAACAGGGACCAAGUGUAUGAAGAAAUUAAAGCCAAAAGGAUGUUUUGGUUAGUUUAUACUUGGGACAGAUUGUACUCUUGGCAAAGCGGAAGACAGUGUGAAAUCCAAGACGAGUCCAUCAAUAUGGAAUUUCCCCCAUUAGAUGGAACUUCAUGUAGUGAUGGAUGGUUGCAGAAGCCAGCACUUUCAAUGAUUUACUUAGGGAGAUAUUCAGGCAGACUACAACAACAUGCUUUUGGAAACAAGAGUGUCGAUGAAACUUUCUUGAAAAAUAUUGCAGCUGAGCUCUCACAGUUUAAGAACUGGUGUGACUCAGAUAUGUCCUGCGAUGAAUUUGAUCGGCUGUUGUUGGAUCAAGUAUACUUAACUUAUCAUGACAUAUAUUUGUCACUUUACAAUAAGCAACUCUUAGCAUUAAUUGACUGCCAUUCCUGCGUUGAGUGGUGCUCCUCCGAUGUUUUUCUCCUGAAAGAGCAAAGCAAACAGACGCUUGAUAUCUUUGAAAACAUGAGGAGCAAGGCAGAACUGGAAGUUCCGUGGUGGAUGAAUUUGUCUCUUAUGUUCAACAUUUCUCUAAUAAGCGUUAUUUUAAUAUACUCUGGUAUUCAAACCGAGGAAUUUGCAAAUAACUUCAGGAGAGCAAUCAGCUUGCUAAAAGCAAUCAAAGGAAAAGCAUCGAUGUCUACAGAGUGUGUGUGGGCGAUCAAAACUUUGAACCAUAUGUGUUUUUUGAGAAUGCAAAAGGCAGCUAAUACUUUGGCCCAAAUUGGAAUUGAUCACGGCCCAAGUACAGUGAAUGAAUAUCGGUUCUUAGAAUUUGAGCAUGUUGGACGAGGACCUAAUGAUGAUAUCAUUGCCAGCUCCCCAACUGGUAGCUUGCCUGGGAUUAAAUCGUCCAGCAUGCUAGACAACGAAAUUGAUGCUAAUGAAUGUCUAAACUGGUUUGAUCCUUGGUUGGAGGAAGUGUUUUGA
Messenger RNA from Ogataea parapolymorpha DL-1, 1965 nucleotides. RefSeq lists its product as uncharacterized. Gene Ontology annotation, cellular component: nucleus. The record is from RefSeq and is a predicted model, not a curated record. NCBI's taxonomy places the organism in Eukaryota, Fungi, Ascomycota, Pichiomycetes, Pichiales, Pichiaceae. Gene Ontology annotation, molecular function: sequence-specific DNA binding; zinc ion binding; DNA-binding transcription factor activity, RNA polymerase II-specific. The transcript has a single exon. The coding region runs from base 1 to 1965 and encodes 654 amino acids. Gene Ontology annotation, biological process: DNA-templated transcription; positive regulation of transcription by RNA polymerase II.